Loa loa (African eye worm) is the source of this 1689-nucleotide messenger RNA. RefSeq lists its product as hypothetical. Gene Ontology annotation, cellular component: endocytic vesicle; membrane; Golgi apparatus. The record is from RefSeq and is a predicted model, not a curated record. Gene Ontology annotation, biological process: retrograde transport, endosome to Golgi; intracellular protein localization; endocytosis. The annotation marks the transcript as partial. The transcript is spliced from 12 exons. Lineage: Eukaryota; Metazoa; Nematoda; Chromadorea; Rhabditida; Onchocercidae.
AUGAUGGAGCAGUCAAAUUCAUUAUUGUUAAAUGAAGAAGCACUGAAACUUUGUACGGAUUCCAGAAAACCUGUUUUUGUAUACGAGUGGUUACGAUAUCUUGAUCGCAUAUUACCCGCUGCUCAAAAGGCUGACAUAAAAUCUGUACAGAAGAAGCUGAUUGAACAGCUGACAUCACGCAUUUUAGCUGCACCAGGACCACCUACCAGGGAACUGUUGGCAAAAUGUAUUGCACAGGUGUACUCAGUUGGGGACACGUAUAGCCUUUUUGAAACAAUAAACACCUGCAACGAUAUUCUAAAAGGACGAGAUGAUUCGCCAACGCACCUCCCAGUCAAACUGGCCGCUUUGCGAUGCUUGGGAGCUAUGUAUGAAACACUGGGUAGAUUGGUAGGUCGGAGUUAUGAAGAAUCUUUCCACCAUAUGGCGAGAUGGUUGAAAAAUGCAGAGUCUCAAGGGCGCACCGAAUUACUGUAUACAUUUGCUAAACUGGUCAAAGGCUUGGGUGUUGGUGCAUCUUCUAUUCACAAGGAUUUGUAUAAAAUUCUUAAAACACACAUGUCAGAUCGAGUCGUAAUGGUUAGGACGGCUGCAAUUAAUUGUCUUACUCUAUUAAUCCCGGUGUAUCCAUUUUUAUACACUAACGAAGUGGAAAGUAUUGGUACAUUGUGUUUCAAAGCUCUUGAAUCGAGUAAUUAUGAAGUACGUCAUGCAGUGGCACAACUGUUCGGUGCAUUACUAUGUACUGCUAUGAAUCCUCCAAGACGGUAUAUGUCUGGCAAUAGAAAUCAGCAAAAUGCUUCUUCCUUGAAGGUAGUAACAAUUGAGGAUUGUUUCGGUAUUUUGUCGCACGGAUUUUUGAGAGGUGGGAUUGGCGGCUUUUUAAAAACUGGCACCGUUGCAGUUGCUGGUGGACAGAAAGAAAUACGAAUUGGAGUUGCACUUGCUUACGUUGCGUUAUUGAGAGAGCUUGGUCCAUUAUGGCUGGAAAAAAAUCUUAUAUUUAUUAUCAAACAUUUAAUGGAUGUUAUUGCAAAAUGUGGGCCGUUAGCCUAUACGAAUAAUCCUAUCCAAGCUGCUGAAGUGGUCUAUAUGCGGCGAUGUAUUGGUUAUAUAUUGCGGAGUACUGUUGGUACAAUUCUGAGUGAGCAAGCACAAAUUGCCGUUUGCAAACAGCUGGGCACAAUUUUAGCCGAUUGUAUUAAUUCUUUUGCCGAUUACAAUCUGGAUCCUGGAAAUGAAAAAAUGCUUGGGCCUGAAACAUAUGCCAGUGCACAGACAGCGAUCAUCAUUUUAUUGGAGAUUUCAUGUUUGGUUCGACAAAUUGGUACUGCGGUGACACCUCUUUUCACUGAAGCAUCAGGUAUAAUGGAACCUGUAUUCGCUUGCCUUCUGCAUCCAGUCCAAGCUGCUCGAAUAGCUGCUUCAUGGUGUUUGCGAUGUGUAACUAUUAGCGUCCCAUCACAGCUAACUCCUCUAAUUGAUCGUUGUGUCAACAGAUUGGAGCAUAUGAAGAGCUGUGGUGAUGCGAUAAGCGGCUAUUCAUUUGCGUUAAGUGCUCUUCUUGUAGGUUCUAUACAAUGUAAGCUCGGUAUCCCGCAUGCUAAAUCGAGGUUAUGUUUUUCAAUUCAGAAAGUGAAAAACCUCAAAAGAUUAAAAUCUACAAAGAAAAAAUCAAAUAAAUAUAAU